GAUUCUUUUUUGCUGAGAAAUAGGCGGUACUUCCUGUGUUCGUCGCGUGUUUACUUUUUUUUCAGAGAGACAAAUAUUAUCGUCCUCUGAGAAGGUCUUGCAUCAUGCCAGACCUCUUAGUGAUUAAGAGAUGCUUCCUGAGUUGCUUAUUACUACUGCUUCAGACAUCGAGCUCACAGCAGGACGAGCAAAGCCAGCUGCUACUGGUGUCCUUUGAUGGCUUCCGCUGGGACUAUGUGAAUCGAGUACCCACACCCAAUUUCCAUGCCCUGAUGGAUGAGGGUGUGCAGGUGGAACGAGUGGAGAACACCUACAUCACCAAGACCUACCCAAACCACUAUACCUUAGUGACAGGAUUACAUGCCGAAACCCACGGCAUUGUUGCUAACGAAAUGUACGACCCCAUUCACAACCAUUCCUUUUCUAUGGAGGGACCUGAGGUGUACGAUGCAUGGUGGUGGGAGGAGGCUGUGCCGUUGUGGGUCACCAAUCAGAAGGCUGGACGGAAGAGCGGAGCUGCUAUGUGGCCUGGAUCAGAUGUAGCGAUUGGUGGAACGUAUCCAACACAUUAUUUGAGAUAUAAUGCGUCAAUGCCGUUUGAGACCCGAGUCGAGAAACUCAUUAACUGGUUCUCAGGGCCAGAGGCCAUCAGUUUUGGUGUCUUGUACUGGGAGGAGCCAGAUGAGAGUGGGCAUAAUUUAGGGCCAGAGAACCCACUAAUGGACUUAAUCAUAGCAGACAUCGAUGAGAAGUUGGGAUUCCUCAGGGGAAAGCUCAAAACCGCUGGUCUUUAUGACAAAGUUAAUCUCAUUGUUACGAGUGAUCAUGGAAUGACACAGUUAUCACAUGAUAAGAUUAUUGAGCUGGACACCUACGUCAGCCGUGAUCUUUACACAUGGAUAGACAAGAGCCCUGUAGUUGGCAUUUUGCCGAAAGAUGGCAAACUUGAAGAGGUCUACAAUUCGUUGAAGAACGCCAACCCUAACAUGGUUGUGUAUAAAAAGGAGGAGAUCCCAGAUCAUUUCCACUACAGACACAAUGUCAGGAUCAUGCCUCUGAUCAUUGAGGUCAAAGAGGGCUGGACGGUCAUGCAGAACAGAAACGGAUCUUUUAUGUUGGGAAACCAUGGUUAUGACAACAGACUUCCCAGCAUGCACCCUGUGUUUGUCGCCCGUGGACCCACUUUCCGCCGCGACUACACCAAGGCCUCCAUGCGCUCCGUCGAUCUCUAUCCUCUCAUGUGCAGCAUUCUUGAUCUCAAGCCCUUACCUAACAAUGGCUCUUUGUCAAGCGUGCAGGAUCUUUUAGUGAAUACAUCAACACCAAAGCCAGUGGUCCCACCCGUGCCCAGAAAGCCUUCCUACGCGUGGGCCGUGGGAUCCGUCCUCGGCGCUGCCCUCGUGAUCGGGUUCCUCUUCAUCUUUGUGCAGCAGGUGACACAGCGGCAGCAUCUGCCACUGCAUCUGUCCGACAGUGAGAUGACACAGCCUUUACUGUAGGGUCAAACACAAGGGUUGUCGGGACUUUUUUCAUUUGAGGUUCUCCGAGUAUGUAGCACUGAUUAUUUCUCCAGUGCCAAUUCUGAUAACCCUUUUUAAGCAGCUAGCAUGGUCGCUUGAAUCCAAAAGCGAUCGAUAUCCACGGUAACGUGCCAAAGCCCAAUAUACCAAAAGCAAUAUGGGGAAAGAUGCUGCAGUGGAAAAAGUUUGUGCAAUCAUCAAAAUCAUAACUAAGCCAAUAGUGCC
Carassius carassius (crucian carp) is the source of this 1745-nucleotide messenger RNA. RefSeq names its product ectonucleotide pyrophosphatase/phosphodiesterase 5 (gene enpp5). Lineage: Eukaryota; Metazoa; Chordata; Actinopteri; Cypriniformes; Cyprinidae. The transcript has 4 exons. The record is from RefSeq and is a predicted model, not a curated record. The coding region runs from base 105 to 1499 and encodes 464 amino acids.